CGUAGAAACAAUACAACCAUGUUCGCUAAGGUAUUCGCUGUUCUUUGCUUGCUGGGUCUGACCCGCGCCGGUCACCUCUAUGGCGGUUACUCCGGCUAUGGAGGCUACGGUGGCUAUGGCAGCUACGGCGGCUACGCAGUCGCUCCUGCCCACUCCUACGUUGCCGCUCCCGUCGUAGCCAAAACUUUCGUAGCACCUGCUCCUAUCAUCAAAUACGUAGCACCGGCCCACGCUAUCUCAUCUGUGUCCCAAUACAGCGUUCACUCGAGCCCUAUUGUCAAGUCCUACGCUCCCGUCAGCUACGUUCACUCCUCUCCCUACGUUGGCCACUCCUACUCUCCCAUCUCCUACGGUAGCUACGGCGGCUACGGUUCCGGCUACGGCUACGGCGGCUACGGGAAAUACGCCUGGUGAAAUACCAAAUAAUUGAAUCUAUUUAUUGUUUUUUUUUUUUAAGUAUUACAACUUUUUAGUAAACAGUGUCAAUCAAUAGCUAUUUCAU
Ostrinia nubilalis (European corn borer) is the source of this 502-nucleotide messenger RNA. It is a transcript of the gene CPG22, whose product is annotated as cuticle protein 64-like. The transcript is spliced from 2 exons. The record is from RefSeq and is a predicted model, not a curated record. NCBI's taxonomy places the organism in Eukaryota, Metazoa, Arthropoda, Insecta, Lepidoptera, Crambidae. The coding region runs from base 19 to 414 and encodes 131 amino acids.